CAGAUAGUGUUUCUGCCGAGCUUCUACAUGUCGGCAUUGAAGAGGAACCUUCCUGAUUGGUCCUGGGGACAAUGAUGAACACCAUCUCCUUUCUUAUUUUGUUAUUUGAAAUACUAGUAACAGCUGUUUCCGGGAGUGAUUGCAUUGGGAAUACAACAUGUAUAAAUAAUGAGGUGUGUCAAGAUGGUGGAUGUGUCUGUCCUACCAGCCAUUAUGGUGCUAAAUGUGAAUUCAAAGUUACCAAUGCCUUGAUCAUAGUUCUGAUUUGUACACUGCCACCUAUCUCUUGGCUUGCUGUUUGCUGUUAUGGAGUUCAUUCAAAAGGAUCUGGUCUGUGGUCUGGUACUCGUGAAAGAGAAAUAAGCAGUGAUGAAUUUGAGCGAGAAGCAGAGGAAGAAGUCAUUGAUGAUCAACCCCCACCCCCUUAUGAGCAAAGCCUUUAUUACAACACAGCUGGAACAUUUGAAGGUGUGAAUAUGAUAAUUGAUGAACCAGGGUCAGACAACAUGGAACCGCCGCCAUCUUAUCUAGAAUGGACAAGAAAAGCAGCAAGUCUAAGAAAUCAAGAAAUUAGUUGUGUUGAUAGUGGUGACAUUGGCCUUGUGACAAUCAGUGAUAAUUUUCCAGUGACUGGUCAGGAUGUGGAAGUAAAUGUUGAGAGUGAGGAACAAUGUUAGGUCAAAGACUUGUUUUUUGGCAAACAGGGUUUAUAAAGCUGUGUAUGCAGGACAUACUAAUAUUCACACUUCAGGGGAAUGUAGUAUUGAUGGCUGUGAUUUACAAUUAGGUAUAUGCUGUCUAUUUAGAAUCAGAAGAAGGGCUUUCAGUUUAUGAUUGAAUGUCCCUUGACCUGUGAUCAUAAAAAAUCACAGUUGUAGUUUAUAUGGUACUUAUCCAGUUGAUAUUUGUACUCAGCAAAGUUCCAUUUAGCACUGUCUAUUUCAUCUUCUUAUCCCUUUUCUAAUAAUAAUGAAAAUACCAAAACCAUAACAAUUGAUAUAAUCAGAGCAAUUAUUAAAAUUUUAUUGAGUAAACAUACCUAUGUUACUAUUAUUAAACUGCAUGCAAAAAAUUUUACCAUUCGAGUGAAAUCAGAGAGGGAUAUCAUUUAAAAUUCUAUUAAUAUAUUAUGAUAAGAAUGAUUAUAUAUUUUUUAAAAUAAUAAUCUCAAAACAUGCUGCAGCCAUAUAUAUCUGAGCUCAGCAAUAAUUACAUUUUUGUCUCGCCUGAACAAAGUUCAGUAGAGACCUAGUAAUAACUUUUCCUGUUGGUCUGUUAGUCUGUUCGAAAACGUGAAAGCUUUUGUUCAACUUGCUUUCAUAUCUUUAUCAUACUUGGUACAUAUGAUCCGUGGGUAAUACCACAUUUGUGUCCAUGAGGGUGAUGGGGUCAGAUUUCACAUGUAAUAUCUAGGGGUCAAAAGGUCAAAUGAUAUGAGUUAAUGUCUGUUCCAAAAAUGUUAAAGGAGAAUGAAACCCUUGAAACCAGCUGAAUCCAUAUCAAAGAGAAAAAUCAAAGAAACAUAUUGUUGAAAGUUUGAGGAAGAUUGAAUGAAUAAUAAGAAAGUUAUGAGCAUUUGAAUAAUGAGAUCACUAAUGCCAUGUAGAUCCUCCCAUUGGCAAUGCGACCAAGAUCUGUGAUGUCACACACGUACAACUCCCUCAUUACUUUAGUACUUAUUUCACUUACAUUCUCACUUUUAUAGAGUAUAUCACAAGGUGAGGUGUUCUCUUUAUGAGAGGACAAGUACAGAGGUUUCACAACAUUUUAUCAUUGAUGAAUUGUUUGUCAUAUGAUUAGAAUGAGCAAAAAGAGAUGUUUUGGGGUAUAUUUUCAGUGUCCAAAAGGGGAGAGUUGUUCAUCUGUGACAUCAUAGAUGUUGGUCGCUUUGCCAAUGGGAGGAUCUCCAUAGCAUUAGUGAUCUCGACAUUCAAAUGCUCAUAACUCUUCUAUUGCUAGUCCUAUUUUACUCAAACUUUUGUUGAUCUUAUUCUUUGAUUUUUCUGCUUUCACAAAAGAUAACUUGCUCCAAGAGUUUCAUUCUCCUUUAAUGUUUUUGUUAAACUUGCCCUCAUUUCUUUAUAACCAUUGGGUAAUACUUCACAUGUGUCCAUAGGUCAAAAGAUUGUAUUGCAUAUUUUAUCGAUCGCGAUAUCAGGCAAGACUCGGGGUUCAUGAAUCACCUUUUUAUUUUUAGGAAGGUGGAUGUUGUAUGCUGAAAGUAAAUUCUCUUAAUGUAACUGUUAUAAGAAUGACCAGGCAAAGAAACACUUGUUUGGUCAUA
This is a messenger RNA of Lytechinus pictus (painted urchin), 2284 nucleotides long. RefSeq lists its product as uncharacterized. The transcript is spliced from 4 exons. The record is from RefSeq and is a predicted model, not a curated record. Lineage: Eukaryota; Metazoa; Echinodermata; Echinoidea; Temnopleuroida; Toxopneustidae. Bases 72 to 677 code for a protein of 201 amino acids.